AUGGCUGCGGUCUCUCCGGAAUGGCUCAGCGAGCUCGGCUCCGAGGCUCCCACAGAGGCGCAAUGGGAGCUAAUCGAGCGCGUCUUCUUUGCACCGCGUGGCUUCUUCGCCGAUCAGACCGACGCGAGGGCCGCGGCCGCGUCGUUUCGAGAAUUCUACACGCAGUUCAUUCAUCGCCGCGCGAAUCAGAGGCGGGCCAAGGCACCGGAGCACGGCGGCGGCGGCGGCGGCGGCGGCGGCGUGCCGGCCGAGCGAUGCAGCCUGAACCUCCCGCGCAGCUACGAUCCGCAGUACAAACUAAACUUUUCGAUCCUCGACCCUGCGGGCUCGGCCAGCGACCCUCACGGCCUCGACCGACCCGAGGUUUCCGCCGCCGCUGCUCGCGUCGGCCUCCGCCGCGAGAGGCUCAAGGCUGUGCGGCUGCUCUUUCACAUGCACGAGGACUUUGCGCAGAAGAAGAGCCUCGCCGCCCUCCGCAAGAGCGCCGCCGACCGCGCGGCUCUCCCGGGCGUGCGCAAGGUCGUCCUCGCAACAAACGUCGCCGAGACCAGCGUCACCAUCGACGGCAUCCGCUUCGUCGUCGACUCCGGCGCCGUCAAGGAGAUGAGCUUUGACCCGCACUCGAGGCUCGAGGCGCUGCUGCCGUGCUGGGUCUCGCGCGCGUCCGCCGAGCAGCGCAAGGGCCGCGCGGGACGCACCGGCCCAGGCACGUGCUUCCGCCUCUACGCGCAGGCGGAGCUCCUCUCCCUGCGCGAGCAAUCACACUCACACUCACCAUCACCAUCACCAUCACCCUCAAACCCUCACCCUCACCCUCAAACCCUCACCCUCACCUCACCCUCACCAUAA
This is a messenger RNA of Emiliania huxleyi CCMP1516, 849 nucleotides long. RefSeq lists its product as hypothetical. The transcript is spliced from 2 exons. Gene Ontology annotation, cellular component: intracellular anatomical structure. Gene Ontology annotation, biological process: nuclear-transcribed mRNA catabolic process, nonsense-mediated decay. The record is from RefSeq and is a predicted model, not a curated record. NCBI's taxonomy places the organism in Eukaryota, Haptophyta, Isochrysidales, Noelaerhabdaceae. Gene Ontology annotation, molecular function: RNA binding. The coding region runs from base 1 to 849 and encodes 282 amino acids.